AAUACGUCAUGAAUAAUUGAACAUUGUUGAAUACGUUAAAGCGAAUAUAAAUGGUAUAAUCUAAAAAAUUCACACGAUUAUCGUGACAUUAUUCGAUCUCAGUGUAUUUACUGUUAAAGUUUUGUGUAUACCAGAAUUGUGUGUGUAAUAAUCUUGCGAACAUGGCACUUGUUUAUAUCGAAGACACCGAUCCUUGGUUGGUAGAAUAUGAUAACUGUGAGAAACUCUUCAGGGAAAUCAUGGAACAGCUUACAGCACGCAAUAAACACCCGAAGACUUCACAAGCAUAUGCAAGCUUAUCAGCUAAUAUAAGAAUUUGUUUGAAACAAUAUAACAGGGAAGUUCAACAACUUAUGAAUAAAGUAGAUGAGGCAUCAAGAUCCGGAACUAUAACCUUUGAAGAAGCAGAACGAAGAAUACGUCAGAUAGAAGUAUUACAAAGUAGAGAUGUACAAUUGCAAAAGUUGUAUGAUGCUCGUACAAAUAAUCUUGUAUCUUCUCGUGCUAGUUUACUUACAUCUGGAGCAUCAGUGUUUGUAGAUGGAGGUACAACUUCUUGGGCAGCCGAUGACGACGAUGAAAAGCUUAUAGACAUUCAAAUACAACCUGUUGCUGAUCUCAGAACUCAACAGGAGAGAAUUUUGCAAGAGCAAGACAAGGGAUUAGAAGUAUUAUGUAAAGUGAUUACAAGACAAAAGGAAAUUGGUCAGACCAUUAGUAAUGAAGUGAAUCGUCAUAAUGAAAUAAUUGAUAAUUUGGCAAACCAUAUGGAUAGGACUGACGAAUCAGUAGUUAAUAAAACACGCCAAGUACGAAAUAUCAGUUUUAAAGAUCGAACCUGUGGCCAUUGGAUAGUAAUCAUUCUUCUGUUUGUUUGUAUAGUAACAGUUGCUUUAGUUUAA
Messenger RNA from Dufourea novaeangliae, 902 nucleotides. It is a transcript of the gene Syx8, whose product is annotated as syntaxin-8. The transcript has 5 exons. The record is from RefSeq and is a predicted model, not a curated record. Gene Ontology annotation, cellular component: endomembrane system; SNARE complex. Gene Ontology annotation, molecular function: SNAP receptor activity; SNARE binding. Bases 162 to 902 code for a protein of 246 amino acids. Lineage: Eukaryota; Metazoa; Arthropoda; Insecta; Hymenoptera; Halictidae. Gene Ontology annotation, biological process: intracellular protein transport; vesicle fusion.